ACCGGCCAUGCCUUGUUAACGGUUAACUCUUUGAUCUCUCUCACUACUCUCUCUCUAAAAUGGUUUGUUUCCCUAUCUUCCUCGUGCUCUGCACACUAAUGGCGGAAAUAGGAAUUUGCUACUCCUCUGAGGUUUAUAUAGUGUAUAUGGGUAGUAAAAGAUCGGUUGAGCCGAAAGAGAUAACCAAGCAAAAUCAUCUACUGCUGGCUUCUGUUCAUGAUGGAAGUUUGGAGAGAGCAAGGGCUUCUCAUGUUUACAGUUACGUGCACAGUUUCAGAGGAUUUGCGGCGAAGUUGAGUGAAAAUCAGGCUUUUAAGAUCGCCGGAAUGUCUGAUGUUGUCUCGGUGUUUCGUAAUGAGAAGAGGAUGUUGCAUACAACUCGUUCAUGGGAUUUUAUCGGUGUUUCAACCGAUGUGGACAUGGAGAUUCCAAGGUUUUCUACGAAGAAUCAAGAGAAUGUUAUUAUUGGUUUCAUUGAUACAGGAAUAUGGCCAGAGUCACCUAGUUUCAAUGACCAUGGAAUGCCUCCUGUGCCUUCCAAGUGGAGAGGGAUAUGUCAAGGAAACAAGCUCACAAAUUUUUCAUGCAACAAGAAAAUCAUAGGAGCAAGGUAUUAUCUUCGAGGAUAUGAAGCGGAAGAGAGCAACAAAAUUACAAAAUUUAGGUCUCCUAGAGACAGCUCUGGCCAUGGCAGUCACACUGCCUCAAUAGCAUCAGGGAGAUUUGUGCAAAAUAUGAACUAUAAUGGCUUGGCCAAUGGAGCAGCAAGAGGAGGGGUUCCAAUGUCUAGAAUUGCAGUCUAUAAAACUUGUUGGGACUCAGGUUGUUAUGAUGCAGACCUGCUUGCAGCCUUUGAUGAUGCAAUCAAAGAUGGAGUGGACAUAAUCUCUGUGUCUUUAGGCCCCAACUAUCCACAGCGAGAUUAUUUCAAAGACUCUAUCUCCGUCGGGUCAUUCCAUGCAGUUAGUCAUGGAAUUCUCGUCAUCGCCUCCGCUGGAAAUGUCGGGACUCGAGGCUCGGUGACCAAUCUAGCUCCAUGGAUGCUCACUGUCGCUGCUAGCUCAACAGAUCGGGACUUUUCUUCUCAAAUAGUACUUGGUUCUGGAACAAAGCUGAUGGGAGAGAGCUUAAAUACGUUCAGAAUGAAUGCAUCAGCACCUACCAUAUUAGCUUCAGAAGUUAGUAAUGGAUAUUUCACCCCUUAUCAAUCAAGCUUCUGCUUGGAUGCCUCAUUAAAUAAAACAAUGUCUAGAGGAAAGAUUCUCAUCUGCCACCAUUCUGGUAGUUAUUCUGAGUCAAGGAUAGGAAAGAGUAUUGUAGUGAGGAAGGUUGGGGGAGUCGGAAUGAUUCUAGUAGAUGAUAUUGAGGAUGAUGUUGCCCUGCCCUUUGUAAUUCCUGCAGCAACAGUUGGAAAGAAAGCUGGUGAAAGAAUUCAAUAUUAUGUUAAAAGAAUUAAGAAAGCAAGGUCACUUAUUUUGCCUACAAGGACUGUAAUGGGAUCGAGAAGUGCUCCACGUAUUGCAGCAUUCUCUUCAAAAGGACCCAAUUUAUUGACCCCGGGAGUUCUAAAACCAGAUAUUGCAGCACCGGGGUUGAAUAUAUUAGCAGCAUGGUCUCCUGCUGAUAAGAAGUUGGAGUCUAACAUUCUUUCAGGUACUUCUAUGGCUUGUCCACAUAUUACAGGACUUGCAGCAUUGAUAAAAGCUGUUCACCCAUCAUGGUCUCCAUCAGCAAUCAAGUCUGCAUUGAUGACAACAGCGACUGUCGUCGAUAAGAAUGGUAGCUUCAUUACAGCAGAUCCUUCAGGACGAAGAGCAAAUCCAUUCGACUAUGGCUCGGGCUUCCCAGAUCCUUCAAGAAUGCUAGACCCGGGUCUCAUUUAUGACACACAUGCUAGAGAUUACAAGGCUUUCCUUUGCUUCAAUGGCUACAGUGACGAAUACUUGAAUUUGGUGACAGGAGAAAGUAACAGCAGCUGCAGCCAAUUAUACCAAGUGCCUUCCAGCCUGAAUUAUCCUGCAAUUGCAGUGCCUGAUCUAAAUGGAAGCUACUCGGUGACGAGAGAAGUGACAAAUAUGGGCAGAGCUGGAAGCAUAUAUAGAUCCCUUGUGGUUUCACCUGAAGGAAUCAAUGUAAAUGUUGUGCCAGAUGUUCUAUCAUUUAGAAGCAAUGGUGAGAAGAUGAAUUUUACGGUGCAUUUCAGGGUGCUCACUUCUUCAAAGGACUACGUGUUUGGGGCUUUAUUAUGGAGCUCCAGAAGAAUUAAGGUAAGUACCCCUUUGGUAGUCAGGGUUGUUUCCCCUUGAAUUAUCUGUUUUUUU
This is a messenger RNA of Phalaenopsis equestris, 2321 nucleotides long. RefSeq names its product subtilisin-like protease SBT5.3. Gene Ontology annotation, molecular function: serine-type endopeptidase activity. Bases 60 to 2306 code for a protein of 748 amino acids. Lineage: Eukaryota; Viridiplantae; Streptophyta; Magnoliopsida; Asparagales; Orchidaceae. The record is from RefSeq and is a predicted model, not a curated record. The transcript is spliced from 11 exons. Gene Ontology annotation, biological process: proteolysis.